Trichoderma harzianum CBS 226.95 is the source of this 1339-nucleotide messenger RNA. RefSeq lists its product as hypothetical. The transcript is spliced from 3 exons. Lineage: Eukaryota; Fungi; Ascomycota; Sordariomycetes; Hypocreales; Hypocreaceae. The coding region runs from base 148 to 1170 and encodes 340 amino acids. Gene Ontology annotation, biological process: cytochrome c-heme linkage. The record is from RefSeq and is a predicted model, not a curated record. Gene Ontology annotation, cellular component: mitochondrion. Gene Ontology annotation, molecular function: holocytochrome-c synthase activity.
GAAAUUUCUAUGGCUUAGAACCAACAUCCCCCACAAUACCUUUUGCAUCUUCGAUUCUUCAGCAAUCUCCUGCUGCCUGUAACCUACAAUUCGCAUUUGGCCCUCUUUGCAUACAUCGAUUACUUGUAUAAAUCUUCACAUCUCACAAUGGGCUGGUUCUGGGCCGAGCCUGCCCCUCCGGCCGGCGUUCCUCAAGGACACCCGGCGGUGCCAUUGAACAAGGAGCCUCCGCCCGGAUGUCCCAUGCACCAAAAGGCUGCCGAUGCCUUCAACCCGCACAAAGCCAUACCCGCCGAGAAUCCGUCCUCGUCGUCCGGCUGCCCAGUCCCUCAUGGCUCGUCAUCACCCUUGCCGCCGACGUCAGGCUGUCCGGUGCCUCACGGCUCCCGCGACCAGGAAGAGCCCAAGUCGAUCCUCUCUCAACUCAACCCCUUGAAUUACAUGUUCCCCGAUUUGUCACAGAAGCCUGCGCCCUCGCAGUCGAUGGCGCUGCCGACGGAGCGUGAAGAAUCCACCAUCCCCAAGGGAUCCGGCGACGGCACUUGGGAGUACCCUUCUCCCCAGCAAAUGUACAAUGCCCUGUUGCGCAAGGGCUAUACCGACACCGAUAUUACAGCUGUGGAAUCCAUGGUAAAUGUCCACAACUUCUUGAACGAAGGCGCAUGGCAGGAGAUUGUCGGCUGGGAGGAGCGCUUUGCGCGCGGCUUGUACAGAGGAUGGCAAGUCUGCAAGCGAGGAGAAGCGCACUCGGCAGAAGAGCUGGAUCGCCACUGGGAUGGAGUGGAUGUCAGCCCAACCCUCAUCCGCUUCCAAGGACGACCCAAGGACCUCACUCCCAAGGCCACGAUGCUGCAGGUCCUAGGCUGGAUCUACCCCUCCAAAUUUGGAACUGACCUUCCAUUCGAUCGCCAUGACUGGUUCGUCUCCCGAAAUGUCAACGGUGAAAAGAAGGAGAUCCGAUACGUCAUCGACUACUACUCUGGAGAGCCGGAGCCGACCGGUGAGCCCGUCUUCUACCUGGAUGUCCGUCCUGCGGCCACACCUCUGGGAAGCGCCGAGCGAAUCAUCCGAUGGAGCACAGAUGUGUGGUGGAAGGCUAUUGGCGGUGACCAGCGAGAGCAGAACCCGCAGCCUUUUUUUCGCUACAACUCCGUUAAGCCUUGGGGCUAAGUGAGCUUUUCUUUGUGCAUUGCUUUUUAUGCAAGUGGUUUGCAAUUCCCAUCUCCAAAAAAAUUAAUGACUGUGCUUUUGGACUUGUAUAUUAUCAUGAAUGGAACAGGCGUUACUGUAUAGUAAAUAGAUUUCAAUACCUGAUGUGCAUAUGAGCUCUGCCUUAAGC